AUGUCACAUCUGGAAACUCCUAGCUACUCUAUAACAGACGCUACUGUCCAAGUCACCCCGUUCAACAUGACCGGGUCUCCAGAAAACGAGGCGAUCAAGGUCAUCGGCCGCGAUAUGAAGGCCUUGGUCAGAAAGAUACAAGACCUCCGUCAUAUCGGCAUAGAAGAUAACAAGAUUGCUCUGCCAAAGAUCUGCGUUAUUGGAGACCAAAGUACAGGCAAGAGUUCGCUCAUCGAAGGCAUGUCCGAGAUCAAGGUUCCCAGAAGCGCUGGCACCUGUACAAGGUGCCCGAUGGAAAUUAACCUCUCUGAGAGUGAGCCUGGCCAGCCUUGGGCCUGUCAGAUUUUUCUUUCAAGGAAGUACAUGUACGAUGGCUCGCGAAAGUUCAAAGUAACCAGAAAAUCUCAGCCACUUGGCCCGUGGAUCGUACAAGACCAAGAAGACGAGCAUUUUGUCACGCUGUCCGACCGAAAUCAGGUUCAGGAAGCCAUUAAAUGGGCCCAGAUAGCUAUCCUCAAUCCAGGGCAACCUUCCAGGGAAUAUAUUCCAGGGGAGAACACAGGCACCAGUACACAUUGUCAAGUCAAGUUUUCGCCUAAUGUGCCUGACCGGAUACAAUCAGGCGAAUCGUACUCACAAUGGGUACAAAUCUUAGAGGGUGACAAAUUUAAACUUGGAUAUGGUUACUACGUUGUUCGCAAUAACCCAGACCCAGGAGUCGAACAUUCGAAAGCCCGAGAGGAAGAACUUAACUUCUUUGCUUCAGCUCCUUGGUCAAAUGAUGAGCUCCUUCUCUAUAAAGAUAGAUUCGGCACAUAUUGUCUUCAAUCCGCACUUUCAUAUCUCCUACUAGAGCAGAUACAAGGUUGCCUGCCGAGGAUCAUCGAGCAAAUUGACGCAAAGGCAGCUCGUAUUAAUGAAGAGCUUGAACAACUUCCCGACCCACCUGCCGCGAAUGUCCUGUACAUCUUGUGCAAACUGCUUCACGACCUGGGUGACAGGAUCCGCGCGAAUUUUGAUGGAGGGACUUCUGAUUACCCCCUUUUGAAGAUUUGGGGACAUAUAGCGCAGGACUUCAGAUCAGCAUUACUCAAAACGCGCCCCACAGUGUCACUUCUAUCACCCUGUGAUCGAACUUCGUUUCCAGUUCAACUGGAUGGAGACUCGGACUGCGAAAUGACAUCGGCACCGCAACCAAUGAAGCGCAAGUCACCCAGUAUCCCUCCCGAUGAGCAAACGCCAAAGCCUAAACACUUUGGAUAUUGUACAAAUCACUUCGAGAAGUUUGUCGACCCUAUCCGAACGUUCACCUGGGAAAGCAUACGUGAGAUCAAUGAGGACUCAUGCCGUGCCGGAAUUCCGGACCAGGCUGAUCCCAAGGCCUUAGAGACGCUAAGAAAAUUGAGUGUACAGCAUUGGGAUGGGCCUAUGCUCGUAUUUCUGAAAGCUACCCAUCAUCUAGUGAAAGAAAUGCUACUGAAGCAGCUCAGGGAAGUAUUCUCUCAGUACCAUCAGACCACCCUCUACAGGGAGCUGAAGAGAAUAAUAGAGAAGUAUCUCGGGGAGCUUCAAGAUACGCAUACCCAGUACGCACUCGAAAACUACAAUAUUGAGUGUCACAAACCGUUCACAAUGGCUACCACACAGCUAGAAAAUGCUGCCAAGUCCGCGCUUCAAUUUCUGACGGCUCGGCGCCACCUGGCUAGGGCCAACAGCUACCUUGAACUACAGGGAAAGUUUUCAGAAGGAGACCCGCGAUGGGAAACUGAGCUGAAGAAGCUGACUGUUAAUGAGCUCGGGCCCGACAAGUUUACCCAAGAAGUUAAGAUGAUGGCCUCUACUAGAGGCUAUUACGAGGUAGCUAGUUCACGAUUCGUCGAUUCUACCUGUCAGGGCAUUCAUACCAAGCUUUUUUCAAAGUGCCGGGAGGAACUAGUCGCGGUCAUCGAGAAGGAGCUAGGGAUAUCAGAAGAAAAUGGUAUGUCACUCGAGCGAUGCCAGGAGCUCAUGGCUCCAGACCCUGAGCGUCAGCGUCGCCGCCAAUAUCUUCUGAAAGAGCACAAGAAGGUCACCCAAGCGCAGCAGUGGCUUUCGACUGUCAAGAAAGAGGACGAAGAAUACCCCUUCACUUUUCCUGUGGCCUUCAAAUCCCCAACUCCGGAGAAACAUCUCCAUGGUGUUCAGUUGGAUAUAGGUUAG
Aspergillus alliaceus is the source of this 2199-nucleotide messenger RNA. Its product is annotated as putative dynamin GTPase. Bases 1 to 2199 code for a protein of 732 amino acids. Gene Ontology annotation, cellular component: microtubule; membrane; cytoplasm. Gene Ontology annotation, molecular function: GTP binding; microtubule binding; GTPase activity. Lineage: Eukaryota; Fungi; Ascomycota; Eurotiomycetes; Eurotiales; Aspergillaceae. The record is from RefSeq and is a predicted model, not a curated record. The transcript has 4 exons.